Molecule: messenger RNA, 4056 nt
Organism: Penicillium alfredii
Lineage: Eukaryota; Fungi; Ascomycota; Eurotiomycetes; Eurotiales; Aspergillaceae
Exons: 6
Coding region: 1-4056 (1351 amino acids)
Biological process (GO): vacuolar acidification
Cellular component (GO): RAVE complex
Molecular function (GO): protein binding
Source: RefSeq, a predicted model, not a curated record
AUGCGAGCGGUCCUACCGGGGAGACCCCCAGCCAAGCUCCAGUCGUUCAGCACGGCGCUGUGGGAUGGUCUUCGCGUUGUCGCUUACAUCUCCGGUCACGCGCUGAUCAUCCUCGGCGGUCCGCAGACGCUCCUCCAAACGAUCUACGUCGAUGACACCGAAUCCCUCGAGGCGGUCGCUUUUGAUGAAGCAUCAGGAAAGAUUGCUGUGUGCGGUGGACCGGAUGUCUUCGUGUACCAGCCAUAUGGCAUCCAAGGCGAGACUCUCAAGGUGCGCAUACUCGGACCCACGACACGGAGCUUCUGGUCUCUUGUGAAUACUUUUCGCGCCGAGGAUGACGACGAACCGAUCUAUACCUUGUCAUGGGGAUCCCCGAACGAGCUUCUCUUGGGCAACUCCCACCUCACCAUUUGGUUUCUGAAUGACAACCCGCGCCUGAUAUGGAAGCGAAAGCUUGCGAACCCCGUCAAGUUCGCCCAAUUCUCCCCCGAUGCCGAGUUGGUGGUCACCGUGGGACAGCAUGACCGCCUAGCCAAGGUAUGGAGACGGCUUGCCUUCGGCGCAGACGAAGUCCGGUUCGAGGUUUCAUACCUCCCCCAUCCUAAUGUCGUCACUGGAAUACACUGGCGCUUACCAUACCACCGAGACCAGUCGAUGGAUAAUGUGCUUUAUACUCUGUGUGCCGAUAACAAGAUUCGAGUGUGGGCAGUGACGGACCACCAUGCUCUCUUCCCUCUCCAAUUUUGGGCAGAUAUUGACAUGGAUGUCUCUGUUCAGCCUCGACAUGCGUCCGACAUGGACCAAGGGCCGCAGCGGCGGUAUGGAUUUAUUCUGGACAGCCGGGACUUUUGUGUUGCGACGGAGCGUGCAAUCCAAAGAAAUGCCGGGAACAAAGAAAACCAUGCCCUGGAACAUAUCAUCGAGGUUGCGAACAAAAGCCCAGAAAUUUGCAUCGUGACCGACGGCCAAGGACACAUGUCUGCCUGGGCAUUGGAAGAUAUUGGCGCCAAAACCAAGACCAAUUUGAGUGUUUUCAACAUCUUGCAUGUGGAGAACUUGGACCUGGGGUUCAUGCCUGGUCUGCCGGCGAAAGAGGACUACGCCCAGGUUCGUGUUUUCCAGAGUACAACACCGGAAGACACGCUCAGUAUUUUGGUUCACCAUUUUGACGGCCGCAUCGAAUGGUACAAAUCCCAGGUGGAUGUUCUAUUUGAUCCCGCUCCUCGCAGAAAACGAAUUUUUCAAAACUCGUCCUGGUCCGGGCAUACUGCUCCUGUCAAGAAGAUUGUCCGCAAUGCAACUGGCGAUACACUUGUCUCGCGCACAGAUCAGAACAAAGCUAUGAUCUGGAGGCAGAAGCGGCGGGAUGCUGGUUCGAUUUUGGCCCACAACAGCAUUCUUCUUUCUGAUGAACAUAUCCAUCGGACAUGUGUGCUUGAGAAUGGCGACCUGCUUGUCAAUCUGCACCAUAAUGGGAUUUCACUGUGGGAUUUCAGCUCAUAUCACGCCAGGAAAGUGGCCUCUUUGCCCUUCUUCCUAUCAAGCAAGCCGCUCUGCGUGCUUCCCAUCCCCACGACAGAGAAAGAUGUGGCAUAUGUAGCAACCAUUGGAGCGGACAUGCAUGGGAUAGCGUGGGAGAUCCGGUGGCCUACACACAAUGGCCCGACAAAGAACGACGGAGAAAGCGAGACCUGUCUGCUUCGGAAAUUCUGCACAUUUCACAUGGGUUUGGAUGAAGACCUGGCUUAUAUUCUCCCCGUGGAUCCUGCCGGGCCCAAGAUUCAAACCACGGGGUUCUUCGACGCCUUUUCUGCCGACAUCGCACUUUCAUAUACACAAAGUGGAGUUUUACGGACGUGGACUGCAAAAGUUGACCAGGCAAACGCCAAGGUGGACUGGCUGCUGAAAUCGACUGUUGAAACAGGAAUCGUGAACCCAUCCCUGGCAAGUGGGAGCUCCAUCCGCAAAGCCGCACUAGUGGAUGAAGACCGCACUCGCUUGACGAUCUGGGACACCAACAAUGCUCAGCUUGAGUUUGAGGAGCAUUUCGCCCAACAUGACAUUAUCCGGGAUCUCGAUUGGACAUCUACCCCGGAUAUGCAGUCUAUCCUGGCUGUGGGAUUUCCUCACAAAGUUAUUCUUUUGUCACAGCUUCGUUAUGACUACCUGGAUUCCCAACCCUCGUGGACGCAAGUCCGAGAGAUUUGGAUCCGCGACCUCACCCCUCACCCGAUUGGAGAUUCUUGCUGGCUUACCAAUGGCCAUUUGGUCAUCGGGGCUGGCAACCAGCUGUUUGUUUAUGACAAAGAUAUCGACGUUAGGGACCGCCUCGUCUCUGAGCUUCGCAUCCCGUGCCGGGGGCUGUCUUCUGUCGACCUCUUCAACGUUGUCAGCCGCUUAAACGGCCCCUUGCCGGUCUUCCAUCCGCAAUUCCUGGCACAAUGCAUUCUGUCCGGGAAAACAAAUUUGGUGCAUGCCGUCUUGAUAAACCUACAUCGAAAGCUGAAGUUUUACACUGAAGGUGAUGACCUGGACGGCUUCUUGGAGAUGCCCUUGGAAGAAUUUUACGAGGAGCAAGACGUAAGUACUCCAUACCUAUUUAAUGUGUUACAACGGAAUACUAAGCAGCUCCAGACAUCACACCAAGCGGCUUUGAAGGAAAUGCGUUCUUCCUAUGUUGAUGCCGUGGACGAAGAAAUGUCAUUUGUCAUUGAUGAAACAACUGCGGCCGCACUCAAUGAGACUCUGGCGCGAAUUGCUCUCCCGCAGCUGUCUAGCCACGAGCAAUUCCGUCUUGUGGAUACCAUCGAAUGCGUUGCGACAGUAGAAAAGCACCGGCGGUCUAUGGACGACAACGCAGCCCGCUAUUUCCUCUUCUUUCGACAACACAUGCUGAGGAGGAGCCAAGGGGUAGCGAACAAAGACAGAGUCUCGUGGAGAGAGGUUGUCUGGGCCUUCCAUAGCGGCAGCCAGGAUAUCCUCACAGAUCUUAUCUCGCGGCAAUUCAAUGGCAAAUUGACGUGGAAGGCUGCUCGCGAGAGCGGCAUUUUCAUGUGGUUAUCAGACCCGAUAGCUUUGAAAACACAACUUGAGGUCGUUGCAAGAAGCGAGUACACAAAGACAGAGGAGAGAAACCCCAUCGACUGUACUCUCUACUACAUUGCCCUCGGGAAAAAGAAUAUUCUCCAAGGCUUGUGGCGUAUCGCGCAUUGGCACCGCGAACAAGCAGCCACACAGCGCCUGCUGGCCAACGACUUUAAGGAAGAUCGAUGGAAAACAUCCGCGCUGAAAAAUGCGUAUGCGCUGCUUGGGAAACGGCGGUUCGAAUAUGCCGCGUCAUUCUUCCUUCUCGCGGAUCACCUCCGCGAUGCCGCACAUGUCAUUGCCAAUCAGAUCGGGGACCUGCAGCUGGCCAUUGCGGUUACCCGAGUCUCAGAAGGAGACAAUGGACCGGUCCUCCGAGAACUAUUGGAGGAGAAAGUCUUGCCUGAAGCCGCGUCUGAGGGCAACCGAUGGAUGGCUUCAUGGGCAUUCUGGAUGCUUGGGCGGCGUGACAUGGCCGUGCGAGCUCUUAUUGUGAGUACGCUACAAUCCAAAUCCUAUCUAUCCAACGACCCGGCCCUGGUCGUUCUGUACCAACAGCUCCGCGAAAAGACCCUCCAGACCCUCAAAGGCGCCUCGCAGGUGCGUCCCCGCGAGGAAUGGGAGUUCGUCCUUCGUAACGCGCGGCUCUACGACCGCAUGGGCUGCGAUCUGCUUGCCCUCGACCUCGUCCACCGCUGGGAGUUUCUGGGCGGACUGCCCACCCACGAUGUACAGACCCGGCUUCAGCAAGAUGGCGAGGAAGAUAAUGUCGACUACAGAAAACUGCUUCGUCGCCGCAGUAGCCUGGUUGUUGCCGACAUGCCGAUGCGACCCGCCGAUGCCCAGGUUGCCAAGGAUGCCCCUGAGACUACCACAGCGGAUAAACAGCAGCAGCAACCCAAGCCCAAGCCGCCUCCCACGAUGUUCCAUGAGCCCGAUGCCAAUUCGUUGUUAGAUAGCUUUGGGUUCUAG